Messenger RNA from Drosophila elegans, 2954 nucleotides. It is a transcript of the gene Tmep, whose product is annotated as transmembrane protein 184B. The record is from RefSeq and is a predicted model, not a curated record. The transcript has 8 exons. The coding region runs from base 351 to 1805 and encodes 484 amino acids. Gene Ontology annotation, molecular function: transporter activity. NCBI's taxonomy places the organism in Eukaryota, Metazoa, Arthropoda, Insecta, Diptera, Drosophilidae. Gene Ontology annotation, biological process: transport.
AGUUAUUGUAGUUAGGUCACACACCGACACAAAUCGUGCGUAAUUUUCAUUUAUUUUGCUCCGCUUUCCUUCGCUGUUUUCACACCCACAAUCGGGAAAAAUACACCCAGGAGUUGGGACCAAACAUUGGACAACAUAUUGUGUACGUUCGCGGGCAUAAUUAACCGAUUUAGGCGAUUUUUUUAGCCUCGUAAAACGCGACGACGUCAGUGGGCGACGCGACUGGCGUCAGGUGAAAAAAAACCGAAAGAAAAACUAAUAAUUGAAAAUUGAACGGGAGCAGCGGAAUUAAACGGAAAUUGCAACUGUGAAAACGCUCGAAAGCGUGGAGAGUUGCAUUUGAAAAAAGCAUGAGCACAACGGCCGCCAGUCUCAUUGAGGCGGCUUUAAAUGCCAGUAGUGUCAACGCCACAGCUACGACUUCGGGAUCGCUUGAGGAGGCAACGGGAAAGCAUAACUUCAUGGUGCAGGUGAAGAACACGCCGCUGGAGCCGUUGCUCCAUGUGGGCGAUGGCAUCUUCCUGCAGACAAAGACCGCCCAGGUUCUGGCCGGUGUUUGUGUUUGGGCCGCCUUGUUUAUCACCUGUCAACAGAUCUACCAGCAUCUGCGCUGGUACACGAAUCCGCAGGAGCAGCGCUGGAUCGUGCGCAUUCUGUUCAUCGUGCCCAUCUAUGCCACCUACUCCUGGAUUAGUCUGCUCUUCUUUAACUCGGACAAUGUCUACAUCUACUUCUUUACAGUGCGCGAUUGCUACGAAGCCUUUGUCAUCUACAACUUCUUGUCGCUGUGCUAUGAGUACCUGGGCGGCGAGGGCAACAUAAUGUCGGAGAUUCGCGGCAAGCCCAUCAAGACGUCGUGUCUCUAUGGCACCUGCUGUCUGAAGGGCAAGACCUACACGAUUGGCUUCUUGCGUUUCUGCAAGCAGGCCACUCUGCAGUUUUGCCUGGUCAAGCCGCUGGUGGCCUUCAUCAUCAUUUUUCUGCAGGCCUUUGGCCACUACCACGAUGGUGAUUGGAGUGCUGAUGGCGGCUACAUUUAUAUAACGAUUAUCUACAACAUCUCCGUAUCGCUUGCGUUAUAUGGUCUCUAUCUGUUCUACUUUGCCACCCGUGAUCUGUUGACUCCGUUUGAGCCCGUGCUGAAGUUCUGCACCAUCAAGUCGGUCAUCUUCUUGUCCUUCUGGCAGGGCGUGGGUCUGGCCAUCCUGGAGAAGGCCAAUGUUAUCUCGCCCAUUGUGGACAGUGCAGGCACUGUCACCGUGGAACCUGGUACUGUUUCCGCCGGAUACCAGAACUUCUUCAUCUGCAUCGAAAUGCUGUUCGCCGCCAUUGCGCUGCGCUAUGCAUUCCCCUAUCAGGUCUACGCACGCAGCUGCAUCAGUGAUGGUCAUGGACGAUCUGUCACCAUGCAGUCCAUUUCAAGCAGUCUUAAGGAAACGAUGAAUCCCAAGGAUAUUAUGACAGAUGCUAUUCACAACUUCCAUCCGCAGUACCAGCAGUACACGCAGUACAGCUCAGGUGGCAAGAACUCGCGCGGCAUUCGCGUCUCCAGCUACGAUCCGGAUGAUCCGAGCUCGGGAACUGGAACAGGAUCCAUGCAGGCGUCAUCGCAGCCCACCAGCGGGGGAUACAAUGCGGUGGCCACUGGUCCAGGAUCUGGCGGAAACGGCGGCAGCAACUGCAUGGCCUCAAAGACGCUGGGCAACCAGAGGAAGUUCCAGCCUGGUGGUCAGCGAGUGGCCACCAUCAGCCAGAACUACAACGAGAAAACCAUGCUGCUGAGCAGCGACGAUGAGUACCAGUAGAGAGGGUUUGGGAUUAUUGUUAUCAUCCCGCACCUAUUGUUAACAAAAUUAAGUCUUUCGUUCGGACCCAAUUCGAUGGGGUUACAGUUUCGUUUAUCCAGUUUGCUGAUUCUGUCGCUUGUACAAUAAUCUUAAGUAGCCGAGCAGCAUAGAGCAUCACAACCUAUUAGGCAAUUAAAGAGAACUCAUUGAUAUAUCUUGUAUAUUAGGGUGUGUAGAUGAAGGGAUGUAGUCUAUGGAUAAUGCAGAGAUAUUCUUUCCAAUAAAUUAAGCAGAAACUAAAUUGUAUUGGUUAAAUAUUGUUUUUUUUAACAAUAAAACCUUAUUGAAGUUUUUUGAAAAUAAGUAAUAUAUCCAUAUAUCUGAAAUAUCCAUAGAUUACUCUUUCCAUCCAGGAUCGACUAGCCCUAUAUCGUAUAUUCCCUUAUGUAUGUAGGGUACGACUUAAUCUGCGCAAAGCUAUUUUGUAUUUUUACACCGCAUAUGUAAUUUGAUUCGCUUCGAUUCCAUUUCUCUUGUGUAAAUUUGUCAGACAAUUUAAUUGUAAAGCGAACCAAAAACUGAAUAGAAAUCAAAAGUAGCAAAAACUGAACUGCAACUGCACUUCUUGCGUCUCACGAACCGUCUACAACAGGCUGCUUCAACAAUAAUUACUGGCGGAGAAGCUGAGGAUAAUCUACACAGACAAAUAUAUUUAUAAGCCAAGGCUAAUUUUAAAGCAAACUUAACACAAUACAUAGCUAACUUAGAGCGAAUUUGUUAGGAUGAUUGAAUGAGACCAGGUCCAGAACCCAGAAUCCAGAAUUAUAUGACCCAUUCCGGACUCGAAAUGUAUAAAAGAAUUUUACCCUGUACAGAGAAAGUAAGGAAUUCCACAAUUGGCCACUACAAAAAGCAGUCGAGAGCAGUAUUUUGAUAACUAGCCAGGCUUACCAUCAAAUUACGAGUGUGUCUGGACCCACGGAGUGAGCGGUGCCGGAAAACCGAGCGGAAAAACCAUAGGAAAAGUCAAAUUAUGUAUAAUUAUCGGGAGUGAAGUAAAGGAAAACCAAAGCAGUAACGUUUUUAUGUACAUUUUUCGUUAAUUAUAUGAAAUGAAAAUAAAGUAAAUGUCAUAAAGUACUCAAAAUCCAUUUAUGUAUAUAAUAA